Spea bombifrons (plains spadefoot toad) is the source of this 1243-nucleotide messenger RNA. RefSeq names its product selenoprotein S (gene SELENOS). The record is from RefSeq and is a predicted model, not a curated record. The coding region runs from base 77 to 631 and encodes 184 amino acids. NCBI's taxonomy places the organism in Eukaryota, Metazoa, Chordata, Amphibia, Anura, Pelobatidae. Gene Ontology annotation, cellular component: Derlin-1 retrotranslocation complex; endoplasmic reticulum membrane; Derlin-1-VIMP complex. The transcript is spliced from 6 exons. Gene Ontology annotation, biological process: retrograde protein transport, ER to cytosol; endoplasmic reticulum unfolded protein response.
GACACGUCAUCCAGGAUGUUUUUGAGCGGCGCGCUGUAAGCAGCAUCCGGGUCCCGCUGUAGCGGUCGGACCUGGAAUGAGUAGCAUGGAGCAGGAGGGGAAGGUUUUAGCGGGGCCCACCGAAAUGGAGCGGACCUGGUUCCUGUACCUACAGGAGACAGUGGGCACGGUUUUCUCUCAUUAUGGCUGGUACAUCUUGUUUGGCGGUGUGGCUUUGAUGCUUCUGAAGAACAAGCUGUCUCCGAACAUCAGGCAGAUUCUGGGAACCAGAAGCGGACCAAGAGCAGAUCCUGAAGAAGUGGUGAGACGGCAGGAGGCAAUGGCUGCAGCUCGACUGAGGAUGCAGGAGGAACUCGAUGCCCAGGCAGAGAAAUUCAAAGAAAAGCAAAAGCUGCUGGAAGAAGAGAAGAGACGUCGGAAGCUUGAGGGAUGGAAGAGCAGCAAGGUGACCUACCGCGUCAACCAGACCGAGGAGCCAACUCCCAGCACUUCCACAUCAUCGUCUGUCCCUAAGCCAAAACUGGAAAGGAGGCCUCUUCGUGGGAGCGUAGGAUAUAACCCGCUGACUGGUGAUGGAGGUGGUGCCUGUGUGUGGAGACCAGGCAGAAGGGGUCCCUCAGCCGGGGGAUGAGGUUAGGCUUCUUGUUGGUAUUUUCCCCCAAAGUACCAGCAAGAUUGAGUGAGUGUGUCCACCCUCAGAAGUAUCUGUAAUUUCAGCAGCCCUUCUUCAGCUCUCAUGUGGAGUUCAACCUGGACAUGAACUGGAUCACCCUUCCCUCUUCUGAAAGGUGCCAAAGAGCCAGACACCUUGUUUUCAAUGACUGUGUACUUCUUGGGAAAACCUGGUGUCAUCCCUGGUUGAAUGAUGAGACUGUGGACUUCUGGCACAAUUACUGGAUGCUGUGAAUGAUGUCACCCUUAAAAAUGGCUCUGUAGCCAAUGAGGAUGACUGAUAUUGCAUGGUGGAUAUCACUCUGUACAUGUUCUAUUUCUAUUGUGUUUGCUGCUUCCAUAGAUAUCUUGCACCUCAACUUCAUAGGGGAAGUUCUUCAUGGAAAGACCUUACUCCUCUUCAGCACAGCAGUGUCUAGCAUCUUCUGGCCUGUCUCUUUACUGUACAGGGUUUCUGUAUUGUACGAUCGGUCUACAAUGCAGCAUUCCAGACCUUAACGUCUCAACAGAAAAGCUGCAAUCGAUAGAAAGUUCACACAUUUCCAUAUUAAUAAAUGCUUUUACUAUGAAA